CAGGGGUCCGCGGCGCACUGUGGGUAGAAGCUGCAAGGGCUGAAGAGGCGGCGGGAGCUGAUGCGGAGGAGGUGCAGACAGACAGAUGGCUCAUACCACCCAGCUGGACUGUGACCUGCAAUCGCCGGACCGUGACCCGGGCUUGGACCCGUGCCGGCCGGACCGUGGCCCGGGCUUGGACCCGUGCCGGCCGGACCGUGACCCGGGCUCAGACCUCUGCCGGCCGGACUGUAACCUGCAAUCGCUGGACUGUGACUCGGGCCCGGACCCCUGCCGGCCUGACUAUGACUCGGGCUCGGACCCCUGCCGGCUGGACUGUGACCGGGGCUUGAACUGUGACCCGUGCUCAGACCCCUGCUGGCCGGGCUCGGACUGUGACCCGGGAUCGGACACCUGCCGGCCGGACUCGGACCCGGGCGAGUCACCGGCCCCGCCGGAGCCAGAUCUGGAACCAGGUCCUGCACGGAAGCCGGGUGGCUUCCCAUGCUCUGAGUGCGGCCGCUGGUUCCGCCAGCGCUGUGACCUGAAGCGCCACGGCCGGGUGCACAGCGGCGAGCGGCCGUUCCGCUGCCCGGAGCCGUGCGGCCGCUGCUUCGCUACCUCCUACAACCUGCUGCGCCACCAGCUGCUGCAUGCUGCGCCCUCGCCGCCACGGCCGCACCGCUGCCCCGCCUGUGGCCGCCGCUUCGCCCAGCACCAGCAGCUGGAGGCGCAUCGGCGGCGCCAUGCCGGCGAGCGCCCCUUCCCCUGCCCCGUGUGCGGCCGCUGCUUCGCCCAGGCCUCGGCCGUGCGCGCCCAUGGCCGUACGCACGCCGCUGAGCGGCCCUACCGCUGCCCGCACUGCGCCAAGGCCUUCAAGAGCUCCUCCAACCUGGCCAAGCACCGGCGCAUCCACGGUGCCGAGCGGCGCUUCCAGUGCGAGUGCUGUGCCCGCCGCUUCCUGCACGCACACCACCUGGCCGCCCACCGCCGCACCCACGCCCGCCCGCCACCGCCACCGCCGCCCUGCGGCCUCUGCGGCCUGCAGGCGCCCAGCGCCGCCCUGCUGACCCGCCACCUGCGCUCGCACGCCGGCCAGAAGCUCUGCAAGUGCGGCGGCUGCGGCCAGGCCUUCCUGGACUGCCGCCGGCUGGAGGAUCACCGGCGUGGCGGAUGCACGGGUGCGCCCCCGGAGCCGCCCGGGCCGCUCUUCCGCUGUAGCGACUGCGGCAAGGCUUUCAAGCUGGCCCGCUUCCUGGAGUCACACCGGCGGCGGCACGCCGGGCCCUGGCCCCACCGCUGCGGCGACUGCGGCAAGGCCUUCAAGCAGUACUCAUCGCUGUCCAAGCACCGGGCGCUGCACUCGGGCGCCGAGCCCUACCGCUGCCCGGUGUGUGCACGCCCGUUCCGCCUGGCGCACAACCUGGCCGUGCACGAGCGCACACACACGGCCGAGCGGCCCUACCGCUGCCCGGUCUGCGCCGCCGGCUUCCGCCAGCGCUCCACCCUGGUCAAGCACCAGCGCACCCACACUGGUGAGCGGCCGUACGCUUGCCCGCUCUGCGGCAAGGCCUUCCGCCAGUCCUCGGCGCUCGCCGUGCACCAGCGCACCCACUCGGCCGAGCGGCCCUACCGCUGCGCGCAGUGCGGCAAGGGCUUCAAGAGCGCCUCCAACCUGCUGGGGCAUCGGCGCAUCCACCUGCGGUGAGGGGCGCGGGAGCCUGGUCCCUGUACACCCCCACCCCACCGUCACCCCAGGAGCCCGGUCCCUGUACGCACCCCCCCCCCCCCCACCCCCCCACCGUCACCUUGGGAGCCCGGUUCCUGCCCCACAGUCCCUCCUCUCUCACCCCCCCUCACCCCAGGAGCCCCCUUCACUCCGGGUGCCCCCUCACCCUGGGUUCCCCCUCUCCCCACCUCACAUUGUGCCCCCCACUCUCUCCCUGACCCACGCCGAGAACCCCCUUCCUUCCCUCCUCCCUCCACUGUGCCCCCUCCCUCCCACCCAUCCCUUCCUCGAAAUGCUCUCGCCCUCUCCUCCCCCUCCCCACCCUGUGCCCCCUCCCUUUCCCAAAUGCCCCCUCCCUCCCCGCCCUGUGCCCCCUCCUCCCUCCCUCCCCACCCUGUGCCCCUUCCCCCAGAUGCCCAAACCCUCCUUCCCCAGGCUGUGCCUCCUUCCCUCAAGUGCUCGCUCCCUCCCUCCUUCCCCCAAAUGCCUCUCCGCCUUCCUCCCCAGGGUCCCCCCCCCCUCCCUCCUGCCCCAAGUGCCACUUCUCUUGUUGCCUCAUCUGCGUCUGAUUUCACCACCGGGACCAUUGUGGCCAUUUAUGGGUUCCCCGUGCAGGAAGGAUGCCAACUCUUGAGAGGGGCCGUGUCCCACAAUGGACCUUGGAAUGAGGGGCUUGGUGGGGAGGUUGGGAUAGUUCCCCUGGGAUGAGAGAUUACAGGGAGGUUCAGGCAUUAAAAAUCCCACGGAGCUGAGACAGAGAGUGAGGAGGAACAAUUUCCAGCGGCAGGGGAGUCACUGAACACAGGCUGUGGAUUUAACGUAAAUGGGAGAAGGAUAAAAUGCAGAGAUGAGUUGUGGGAAUUUGGAAUGUGUGCCCUGAAAGAGCCAAGAUUUUCUAGGACCCUUCAGGGGUGGGUUGGGGGGGGGUGGGGAAGCAGUUGGAUAAUUCUCAGCCCCCAACUGGAAUUCUGCGUCCAAUUCUGCGGAGCGCAGUUUAGAAAGUACUUGAAGGUCUCGGUGGGGGCGGGGGGGGGGGGGGGGGGGGGGGGUGCAGAAGAGGUUUACCAGAGGUACCAAGGGUGAGCGAUUUCUGCUCCAGCGUUAGACUGGCACAGGUUGAGGGGAGAUCAUGAGGAGGUUCCGAUGAGGAAUUACAGGGAAGUUGUCUCCUUGUGUGUAGAAUCAAUUGAUCUUCAAAAGCGACAACAAACGACCUGCUGGGAAAACUCAGCAGGUCGAGCAGCAUCCGUGGGAGGAGAGGAGUUAUCGACGUCUUGGAUCGAGACCCUGCAUCAGGACUGAUUCCUCGUUCCUUUCCUCCCACAGAUACUGCUCGAGCCGCUGAGUUCUUCCGACGGAUAGUUUGUCGCUGCGGAUUCUAGCAUCCGCAGUCUCCUGUGGAUCUUCUGCCACAACCUCAGUCAAUUCCCUUUGGAAGAGCAGGGCAAUGGGGUUGGUCGGGCUGAGUCCGCAUGGGGCGCAUGCUGAAGUCCCAGAAAUUCUGUGGUUCCAUUUACAGGGCUGUGGGGAGAGAGAAGGGUGAGUAGGGUUGAUUGAAAAUGUCUCCAGAGUGGGCACAGGUUUGAUGGGGCCAAAUGUCCAUCUGAAUUGUGAGAUUCCAUAAGACUUGCCUCUCUCAAAUUUCCUGAGGUAUCCUUAACAAAGGAAGGUUCUACAUGUCUGAGGGUGCAUGCAACAAGGGCAAGCCAUGUUUAAAAACAUGUUAAAAGGUACUUGGACAGGAAAGGUUUAGAGGGAUAUUGGCCAAAUGUGGGCAAAUGGGACUGACUCAGAUGGAAAUCUUGGUUGGCGAGGACUGGUUGGGCCGAAGGAUCUGUUUCCGUGCUGUGUGACUGUCCUCUUUUGAACUCCGGUCCCCGAAAGAGGGGCUUUCAUUUCUUGAAUGAGCUGGUGUUGAAAGAUCAGCCCCUGCAGGUGGGAGUUGGAGCCUUGAGACUGGGGUUUGAGGACAAUGGGGGGGGGGCAGGGAACAGGCUGGGUUUCCAGUGAACCUGUUGACCUUGCAGUCUGUGGGCAGGUCGGACGUUCGCGGUCCUCGAGAAGGCAACUGCAGAGCACUGAAGGUGUUCCCGCGGUGCUGUCAGGUGGCAGUAUUGACACAGCGAAGGACGCCAACGUGUACCCAAAGUCAGGAUGAUUGAUGAGGGGGAUGUCCGUUAGGGCUCAGGAAGUGGGGGGGGGGGUGCUCCAGUUUGCAGGCCCCAGUAGAUGAAGGCACAAUUGGCAGUUGUGGAGCGAAAGAACGGGAGCUGGAGGAGUCCCAAGCUCUUGAGGGGCUGUGGUGAUGGAGCAGGUUACAGAGAAAAGGGUGGGCUGGGUCCAGACCCUGGAAGCAAAGGGUGAGAAGGUUGAUAAACUGGGACUCAGUACGGAUCAGCAAGGGUUAACAAGAUUUGGUGCUAGGUAGGACUUGGGCAGGUUGUUGGUGUCCAGGGAAGGAAGAUGGUGCCCAGGGAAGGAAGUGUUAGAACAUUUGGGACGUGGAGUGAGCAGAAAUGUCACAACUGAGCGGCACUAAUAACCAGCUGUACUGGAUCCACUGCCUUGACCCACCAAUAUUGAGGAGAGGCCCCACUUCCUGCUGAGGAUCCGCCUGCAACUGGCCCAAGCGGUGUCACUGGAUGGAUGAGGUGGAUCUUUGGCUAAAGCCAGUGGGAUCUCUCCCACUACACGGCAAGUUGCCGGGGGAGGCUGGGACUAACGGAGCCACACUUCCUGUCGGAGCCUUGUUCUGGAAAACUGCCAUCUUCUCCCGAGCAGGGAGUGCUGCUGUCGGAGUUGUGUGACUUCGGGAGGCCGAUUGAAUCCUUGGUAUCUGUUACACUCCUGCAAUAAAGCAAGACGUGAAUCAUUCUCAGCUUGGUGUCUUCCCUCUCGUCUCCCCACCCAACCUGC
Pristis pectinata (smalltooth sawfish) is the source of this 4624-nucleotide messenger RNA. RefSeq names its product zinc finger protein ZFP2-like. Bases 86 to 1687 code for a protein of 533 amino acids. The transcript has 2 exons. Lineage: Eukaryota; Metazoa; Chordata; Chondrichthyes; Rhinopristiformes; Pristidae. The record is from RefSeq and is a predicted model, not a curated record.